Adineta ricciae is the source of this 582-nucleotide messenger RNA. The record is from the annotation of a GenBank genome assembly. Lineage: Eukaryota; Metazoa; Rotifera; Eurotatoria; Adinetida; Adinetidae.
AUGACUAUCGAUUGGCCUAUGUCAAAAGACGAAAUCUAUGGGCCACCGCCGGCCUACUCAUUAUAUCCGCCACCGUCAAUCUACACUAUUCCUGAAACUCAAAUUGAACAUCAAGAACGUUCAUCGUUCUCCUCUUCGCCUCCGAUAGUUCUCACUCUAAAUUUCACUCGUUAUUUAUUAGCAACUGCUUUACUACAUUUUCUUAUUGGUCUGGCAACUAUCAUUUGUGAUAUUCAGCUGAUAAGUAUGAACGAAUCUCUUCCAUUUGUGGGUAUAUGUACAGGUUCCAUAUGUAUUAUUUUUGGAAUUUAUUUAAUCAUAUUCAUGAGUCAUACAAAGAAAUCUAAAUGGUCUUUACAACGAUUUAAAUUGUUUCAUAUCAUCAUAUGUUUGCUGGUCAUCAUUGCAUUGAUUCUGUCGUCAAUCAAUCUAGGAGCGAAUGCUUGCUACGAAAAUUACUUCCAAUUCGAUCAAUGUCAACCGACUGCGAAAAAAUUAAAAAUCGUUCUGAUUACUUUUUAUGCUGUAACAUUUGCACAGAUUUGUUUUACUUCAAUUUUGACAUUUGUUCAUAUAAGAUGA